This is a messenger RNA of Daucus carota subsp. sativus, 3333 nucleotides long. RefSeq lists its product as uncharacterized. Lineage: Eukaryota; Viridiplantae; Streptophyta; Magnoliopsida; Apiales; Apiaceae. Bases 1 to 3333 code for a protein of 1110 amino acids. The record is from RefSeq and is a predicted model, not a curated record. The transcript is spliced from 4 exons.
AUGGAAUCGGAUCAAAAUUGGAUGCACCGUAGGCUUGAUGCAAGAAAUAAUAUAUCAGAUGAAUACAAAGACGGUGUGCGAAAAUUUAUCGAUUUUGCACUCAAGGGAAAAGAUUCACAAGGAAAUAUAAGAUGUCCAUGUAUUGAUUGUGGAAAUUUGUUUUUUCAUCAACCCGAAAGAGUGACUUAUCACUUGUAUCGAUACGGUAUCAUGGAGUCAUAUACAACAUGGGAUUUACAUGAGGAAGCAAAUAGGUUACGGGGUCAAGUCGGUACAGAUUCUACUAAUGUCGGUUACAGAGGUGAUGAUGAUAUGUAUGAUGCACAUGAAAUGCUAAGAGAUUUUGGGGAGGCACAUGGACAUUUUGAGAAUAAUGAAGAGGAACCGAAUGCCGCAGCAAAAAAAUUUUAUGAGAUGGUUGAGAAUGCUUCCGAGCCACUUUAUCCAAAUAAUGCCAAGAUUACAACAUUAUCAUUCAUAAACAAGUUGUUGCAUUUCAAGAGCAGGCAUGGUUGUAGUAAUAAGGGGUUUGAUGAAUUGUUGGGAAUCAUUGGGUCGGUGUUGCCUAUGGACCAUAAAUUGCCCGCGACAUACUACGAUGUGAAAAAGAUGACAAGUGCACUGAAUAUGGGAUAUGAAAAGAUUGAUGCUUGUGAGAAUGAUUGCAUGUUGUUUUACAAGGAGAACAGUAAUAAGAUAUAUUGUGACAUAUGCAAGACGAGCCGAUACAAGCCACAGAAAGACCCAAAGAAGAAAAAGAUCUCACGAAAGAUAUUACGAUACUUUCCUCUUACAGCAAGAUUACAACGUCUGUUUAUGGCUAAGAAGACCGCUGAAUGUAUGAGAUGGCACCACGACAGAGUUAUAGUUGAAGGUGAAUUGUCGCACCCAGCCGAUGGAGAUGAAUGGAAGCAGUUUGAUCGUAGGUUUCCCAAUUUCGCAAAGGAUAUGCGAAAUGUCAGACUUGGCCUCUCUAGUGAUGGAUUUGACCCAUUUCGUGAUCCACAUGCACAAGGCUACACUGUGUGGCCUGUGAUAGUUGUUGUUUACAACCUACCACCGUCUAUGUGCACAAAAGCUCCAUAUAUGUUUAUGCCUCUCCUCAUUCCAGGGCCGAAUGAUCCUACAAAAGAUCUUCAUGUCUAUCUCCGGCCUCUAAUUGAUGAAUUGAAAAUAUUGUGGAGUACAGGAGUGGAAACAUAUGAUAAGUUAUCUUGCACAAAUUUUAUGAUGAAGGCGGCAUUGAUGUGGACAAUAAGUGAUUUUCCCGCACUUGGCAUGCUUAGUGGAUGGUCGACUAAGGGAAAGUUGGCAUGUCAUGUAUGUAGUGGAGAAGUGAAAGGUAAACAACUUAAGCAUGGUGGUAAACCUAGUUUUUACGGAACUGCCAGGUAUUUCUUGGAACCAAAUGAUCCAUUGAGAAAAAGUACCAAGUUUGGAAGAAGGGAGUCACGUUCAGUAACUGCUCGACAUUCAGGAUUAUUGGCAAAGAAUUUUUGUGAGCAUAUACAAUUUCCUCCUCCCGGAAAGACGAGUUGGCGAAAGCCAAGAGGGUAUGGUGUUACACAUAAUUGGACUCAUUACUCUCCUUUUUUUGAGCUCCCGUAUUGGGAGACGCUUAAUCUUCGUCAUAGUAUUGAUGUCAUGCAUACUGAAAAGAAUGUUUUUGAUAACAUAUUCUACACGAUGUUAAAUGAUAAGAAUAAGACCAAAGACAAUGAAAAAUCAAGAAAGGAUUGUAAAGAAUUAGACAUACAUCGUGAUUUGUGGAUACAAGAUGAUGGGAUGAUGCCAAGUGCACCAUAUACGCUUACGAGAGAGCAAGUUCGUAAGUUGUUAAAGUGGAUUGAAGAACUGAAACUUCCAGAUGGGUUUGUCUCCAAUAUAUCAAGGUGUGUGAAUUUUGAGAAAAACACAGUUCAAGGAAUGAAAUCACACGAUUGUCACAUUUUUAUGCAAAAAUUGUUGCCUAUUGUAUGUCGUGAUUUUUUACCGAAGCAUGUGGGCGAUGUUUUGAUUGAGCUGUCCAAUUUCUUUCAAGACUUAUGUGCUGUAAACUUGAAAUCCUCUGAUUUGGAUAAGAUGGAGAAGGACAUAGUGAGGAUAAUAUCAAAACUUGAAACUAUUUAUCCUCCGGGUUUCUUUAAUCCAAUGGAACAUUUGCCAUUGCAUUUGGCUACUGAAUGUAAGUUGGGUGGCCCAUCUCAUUUUCGAUGGAUGUAUUUUGUUGAAAGGUACUUGCAUGGUCUAAAAAUGAAAGUUAAAAACAAAGCUCGACCAGAGGGUUCAAUGGCAGAACGCUAUAUUGAGGAAGAAAGUGUACACUUUUGCUCAUUGUAUUUUGAAUCCAAGUUUGAAACAGUGCAUAACCAAUUGCGUCGUAAUGAGGCACCAAAAAAGUCUUGUGAUCCCAACUUGUUAGAAGUGUACAGGUAUCCAACAAAGCCUCAAUUACGUAGUGGACAUAGACUCUUGAGUCGUGAAGAAGAGAGGCUUGCUAAAUACUAUGUACUCAUUAAUUCACCGGAGGUUGCUAAAUAUUUACGGGAAUUCCACAAGUUGGUAUGCAAACAUCAUCCAGAAUUCAAUGAUGCAGAAAAAGAGAAAUAUCAAAAAGAAAAAUUCACAAAUUGGAUGCAAAGAAGGGUUACCGAUAACAAAGGAGUCAUAAAUCCAAAGUUCGAGGAUUUACUAAGAGGUCCCAUGACCGAUGUAGAAACUUAUAGAGGGUGUCUUUCAAAUGGCUACAAAUUUGAUUGCGGAAAUCUCAACGAACGCACUUCACAAAACUCUGGUGUGCUUGUGAUAGGAUCAUCUUACAAAGAAAACUAUGGAAACAACUAUGGAAGAUUGCUCGAAGUUUUAAAACUUCACUAUCACAAUGGUCAUGAUGUUAUCUUAUUCAAAUGCCAUUGGUUUGAUCAUACAACACACGUCAGAGUCGAUCGAAAUCGAAUAACUACCGUGGAUGUAAGAUCAAAACUAAAUGCUGAAGAUGUUUUUAUAUUGGCUAGCCAAGCACAUCAAGUAUGUUAUGUACCAAGUAUAACAAAGGCGAAUUCAUCAUGGUAUACGGUGCUUACAACAAAGAGUCGACAAGUAGAUGAAGAUGUGACCUACAAUGAUAAUACUACAUCCAAUGAUGCCGCUUUUCAAAAUGACACGUCAAAUGCUUCAUCAUCACAUGUGAAUACCGUAGUUAUUCAUGAUCCUUCUAAUUUCUUCAUUGACUUACGAAGUUAUGAAAAUGUUAACUUCACGGAGCACAAUAAUGACGAUCUAAAUGAUGAUGACCAUAUGAGUGUUGACGAGAGAAGUGAUAGUGAUGAGUGA